This is a messenger RNA of Paramecium tetraurelia, 453 nucleotides long. RefSeq lists its product as uncharacterized. The transcript has 3 exons. NCBI's taxonomy places the organism in Eukaryota, Ciliophora, Oligohymenophorea, Peniculida, Parameciidae. The record is from RefSeq and is a predicted model, not a curated record.
AUGGAGAAGAGAUUUUAUAAGACAUGUUCAAAGCAUGCUUACUAUUAGUACAUCAAUAGAUAUGAUCCAAAAUUGUUAGCAACUUACUAGACAGGAUAUUAUCAUGGAAUUGGUAGAUAAGGGCUAUUCAAGACAUUGGUGUUAAGAUAAGCAGGAGAUAGCAUCGGAAUGGAAGAGGAUCACAGUUAUACUUAUAAGAUGCAUGUGAUGGCCAUGAAUCUUAUGUACAGAAGUGGCUGGGUUUUGUUUGCUUACAUUUUAAUUUGGAAUACUUUCUUAUUGGGAGAUCCUUGCUAAGUGUUUAAUACUUCUUACUGGGAUUUGGCAUGCAAACCUUCAGGUGACAUGGAUUACAACACCAGAUACGAAAUGUUGUAUGUCCAAGACAGAGUAUUAAGAUUCUGAUCUAAUUAUAUAUUAAUCAUAAAAACAUAAUUAGUAUUAUAAAUAAAA